Dendronephthya gigantea is the source of this 2895-nucleotide messenger RNA. RefSeq names its product eukaryotic translation initiation factor 4 gamma 2-like. Gene Ontology annotation, molecular function: protein binding; mRNA binding; translation initiation factor activity. NCBI's taxonomy places the organism in Eukaryota, Metazoa, Cnidaria, Anthozoa, Malacalcyonacea, Nephtheidae. Gene Ontology annotation, cellular component: eukaryotic translation initiation factor 4F complex. The coding region runs from base 1 to 2799 and encodes 932 amino acids. The record is from RefSeq and is a predicted model, not a curated record. The transcript has 28 exons.
AUGAUAAGGAAUGCAAGUGAUAAGUUACACGAAACUCAUGAUGGAAAAACUAGUGAUAUAUUGAGAAGAUUUAGCGGCAAAAGUGCACUGUUGGAGUCCUGGGGCGGACGUCUUCCACAUGCAAUAAAAAUAUGGAGAACAACUGGCUGUCUAAUUGUUGCUGAUCUGUUUGCGAUUUUUUGGGCAUUUUCUCUCAAGCAGGGUGUUGUUGUUUGUGCAUCAUACGCGGUAGCAUCGUUUACAAAAGUGGAAGGACAAGGGGUUACAGUUUCUACAAAGGAGUCUGUACCCACGGUGUCUGGUGCUUUCACUGGUGCCAAAGCCAAUCCUAGUGAUACUGCUGCACAAGCUAGUUCUCAAAGAUGGGUACCUCCGCAUAUUUUACGAGAAACAGAAAACUCAAACGACACAAUAUUUAGAAGAGUCAGAGCAAUUCUCAACAAACUAACUCCUGAGAAAUUUGAGAAAUUAAGUGAUGAGCUGCUUCAUGUCGGCAUUGAAACCAAGUUUAUUUUGAAAGGCAUUAUCCUUUUGGUUUAUGAAAAAGCUCUCGAUGAGCCAAAAUACAGUUCACUCUAUGCCAAGCUUUGUCUUCGCUUUUCUGAACUUGCUCCUAACUUCGAUGACCCUGGAAAGGCUGGUCAUUCUACUUUCCGUCGUCUUCUGCUCAAGCAAUGCGAGGAAGAAUUUAACAGUCGCUCAAAGACCAGUACAGCUUUGGAUAGAAAAGAUGGCGUCCUUACCGCAGAAGAGGAAGAACAAAGAGCAAGCAAUAAAAGAAAAAUGCUUGGCAACAUCAAGUUCAUUGGGGAACUUGGCAAACUGGGGAUGUUACAUGAAGCUAUACUGCACAAGUGUAUUAAACAGCUACUUGACAAGAAGAAACGUGCGACUGUGGCUGAUAUAUCUGAGGAUAUGGAGUGUUUAUGUCACUUGAUGAAGACUGUGGGAUCGCAACUUGAUGUUGUCAAAGCAAGGCCAUUGUUUGAUCAGUAUUUUGAUCGUAUACAUCAUAUCCUGGAAAACACAGAACUUCCAUCGCGUAUCCGCUUCAUGCUACAAGAUAUCCUGGAACUAAGAAGAAAUAAGUGGGUGCCAAGGCGUACGGAACAAGACAACGCCGCGCCGAGACCUAUUCAUGAAAUCAGGCAGGAAGCAUGGCAGAGCAGGAAAGGGGGUAUGUUGCCUGGUGAUCCCAUGUUCCCAUAUGGACCACGGUAUAAUAAGCGGGGAAAGAUGACCACUGGUCGUGGUUUUGAGGAUGUUUUCAUGUCCGACUCAAGCUUUGAUUCGUUCCUUCCGAUGGAGGAUUUUCGUGACAUGCGCAUAAACGACGGACCUUUUGGUGCAGGACAUCCCUUUCCAACAAGAUUCGAUGAAAUGCCUCCAGUACGUGCAAUGAGGAAUGAAGAUCCUUACUUCAGUAACAUGAAAGGAAGAAGCAGUCCUCCAGACUUCAUGCCAAAUUUUCAGUCCGCACCAAAAAAACCGCAGAUGAACGAGGCGAGGCCGCGCAGAGUGCAGACUCAGAAAGGCCGUACACCCGAUGGACAGAUAAGUUUGCGUCCGGUUCGCGAUUCAAUUGUGGCACAACCAACCAGUCGCACUGGGCAGACUUCAUCUUUGUCAAACCAACCAAGACAAACCAACGGUCAAAUGCCGGUUACUAACGAAAAGCCGAAACAAACCAAAAAAGCCUAUUCUGCACCCAAAGUUGACACGGAGAAACUUGUAGUGUCAAUAAUAGAAGAGUUUUUAAAAUCAAAAAGUCUUCCCGAAACUAUUAAUUGUUGUAAAGACUUGAACUCGCCACAGGCAAAGGAAUCGCUGAUUGUCAAGCUGCUUCAAUCCACACUGCAACAGAACGCGGAGGAUCAGAAUUUAGUUGCAGAUUUGGUGAAAAAAUGCUUUGAUGAGAAGAUUUUGACAAGCGAAAAUAUAUCGAAGGGUAUGAAAUCGUACAUUCGCAAUUUGUCCAAUGCCGAGAAUUCCGACGUUGUUAAAGCUUCUCUGGGAAAAUUCUCAUCCCGUCUUGUCAUUGAGAAUUUGCUUGACGUUAAUACCACGAGUAAAGUGAUGGAACCUGUUGAUCUUUUGUUCCUACAAUGUUUGAAAGAUCUCAAGAAAUUAAAAGGAGAGGACUGGCUCCUCGAAUUACUCAGCAGCAGUAAAGUAAAUUUGGUGAAAACUUUGCCAGAGCAAUAUCGAAAUGCUGAGAAAAUGACAGAAAUUCUACGUGAGCAAGGCUUGAUAUUUCUUUCCCCGCAACUGAAAGCUCAGACAGAAUUGUUUAAACAAAUACAAAGUGAUUCCAAUGUCUCCACUUUAUAUAAAUGGAUUAAGGAUAAUAUCGAUGUAAAACUUCAUUCCAGUCCAGAAUUUGCAAGUGUUUUAACGACUUGCGUAUUGAAGUAUGUUACCAUGACUACUAGCUUAGCUCCUGAUAUUGAUCGGAAUCAACCGUUGGAAAAGGAGGUUCAAGAUCAGGAAAAAUCGAUGAUGGAAAAUAUGAAGCCUCUUUUGCAGAAGUUCUUAAACGAUAAUGUACAACUCCAGGUCCGAGCCCUGUACGCGUUACAAGAAUUCUGUCAUUCCAACGAUUUCCCUAAAGGAUUGUUGUUGCGUAUGUUUGUAAUGCUAUACGACCUGGAAAUCAUUGAAGAAGAUGCCUUCAUAUCAUGGAAAGAAGAUGUGAAUGACCAGCAUCCGGGAAAAGGGAAAGCUCUCUUCCAGGUGAAUGCGUGGUUAACAUGGUUGGAAACUGCCGCAGAAGAGAGUUCAGAAUCUGAACCCGAGUAAAUCGUUAUUUAGAAAGCCUAAUAAUUAAUGUAAUUUUUAAUUAAUUAUAAUUUGGAAUUUUUUUCUGCAAUUAUGUUAGAAUAAAAUAAUGAUAAC